UACAGGCUGACCAGAAAGACUGGAAUUUCAGCUUCCCCCUCCCCAUUUCCUUGGAUUUCUUCUCCCCCCACUCCAGCUGCAACUCUUUUAAACAAGGCAUUAUUGGGUCAGUGCCUCAUUUUACCCUUCCCAAGCUAGUGGCGUCUUUGGCUAGAGCAAGAAAAGGACAUGGCUACCUAUUUUGGAAAAAUACGUUCACCAUUCUGACGGUUGGAAUUGAUCCAUAUAUUUAUUAACCUGAGGAUACUGUCAAAGAUCUCCUGGUUUUGUUAUGCAGGACAUAUCCCUAAUUAAAAAAAAAACCAUACCAGACGCUGUAACCUGGAACCAUUGACUAAGUGUUGAAAUUUUUAUGUUGUUUAGUUUUUGGAAAGGAUUAAGAAAACACCUCAUUGCACAAGGUGCUUUUUCUUUGGAAACACUAUGGAAAACAUUUGGGUUCUGUUGCUCUUUGCACUGAAUCUGACAACCACCUGCUCCACCUUUGUCAGCAUCAACCAGGGACUAAAAGUGAUGAGAGGUCAAUCUGUCUUCCUGUCACAAAAUGAGUUGCAGUUUUCCAUCCCCAGAGAGAAAGAUACGUGCAAAAUAGAAGUGGUAAUGAAUGAGCCAAUCUCCCAGAGAGUUGGGAAGCUGACUCCACAGGUGUUUGAUUGCCAUUUUCUUCCCAAUGAAGUCAAGUACACUCACAACGGAUGCCCAAUUCUUGAUGAAGACUUUGUCAUGCUAAGGCUAUAUAGAUUUACAGAAACUGACACUUUCACAGAAACAGUCACUCUUCUUGUAAAGAUAUUUGAACCAGAUUGCAAUAUUAUCAAGAUGAGCUCCAGUGGUUUGGAGGUCCCUGAAUUUCAUGGCCUGUCUAACAUAAUUAACAAGAACAUAAUCACUUUGGACUACAACAGGAAGAUAAACUUGGAAUGCACUAUAAGCUUGAAGUCUUUAGAGACAUUUCUGCCAGCUCACGGGCAACUUGUUAUUGGAGAAAACAAAGAAGAAUUACCUAGAGGAGAUCAGCCACAGAGUUCCUUCCAUACAAUCAACCUGAAGACUGUUCAGAAUAUCAGAGUGAGCUGUGAUGAGUUUCUUCUGAUGGGAAUUAGGUACCAACAUUUGGACCCUCCUUCACCUAAUAUUGAUUACAUUCCCAUCAGGCUGGAUCUCACUGAUACCAGAAGCAAGAUUUUGUAUAAGUCUGAGUAUGCUUGGAUUCCUGUUCAGAUCAAAAAUGCAGUUUCUAACCAGCCCCCGCAACCUGCCUUCAUGGCCAUGCUCAUCUUAGAAGCAGACCAAUUCAUCCUGACUCCCCUAUCCACGGCCAUAUUGGAUGCUGAAGACAGUGAAACACCCAAAUCUUUGCUAGUCUUUAAUAUCACCCAGCCACCCCAUGAAGGCUUCAUUACACACCUGCAAGACCACACUAAAUCUGUCUCAUCCUUCACCUGGACCAGCCUGAAUAACAUGCUGAUUGCAUAUCAACCUCCAAACAGCAGCCAUACAGAGAGAAGAAACUAUGAGGUGGAAUUUGAAGUUUAUGAUUUGUAUUUUGAAAGAAGUGUGCCAAUUACUCUUUAUAUCUCUGUGAGAACGGCAGACACAAAUGCACCAAGGGUUUCAUGGAACAUGGGUCUUGAUCUCCUGGAAGGUCAGUCUCGCCCCAUAACAUGGGAGCAGCUUCAGAUUGUAGACAACGAUGAUAUCAGCGGAGUUCGCUUGGUCCCUGUGGAUGGGUUACAACAUGGGCAGCUUACUGUAAGAGGGAGGAAAGGAUUCAUGUUCAAUGUCUUGGAUCUUAAGACUGGAGUUGUUCGUUACCAUCAUGAUGACAGCGAUUCCACCAAAGACUCCAUUGUCUUUAGGAUCUUUGAUGGCCACCACAGUAGCCGCCACAGGUUUCCAAUCAAUAUUCUGCCCAAAGAUGACAGCCCCCCUUUUCUCAUUAGUAAUGUUGAAAUAGAGCUCCAUGAAGGCGAAACGAUCCUGAUCCAAAGCUCAAUGCUUCAAGCAUCAGAUAUGGACUCUAGCGAUGACUACAUACUCUUCAAUAUCACCAGAUCACCGGAAGCAGGAGAAAUAAUGAAAAAACCUAAAACAGAUUUUAUUGGUUAUCCAGUUACUAAAUUCCUUCAAAAAGACCUGUUUAAUGGGAUAAUUUACUACCAUCACUUAGGAGGAGAAAUAUUUGAAGAUUCAGUUGAGUUGGUUCUGUGUGAUAGUCAUGAUCCUCCCAAUCUUUCAGAAAUUCAGGUAAUAAGAAUACGCAUAAUUCCUGUGAAUGAUCAGCUGCCAAAAGAAUUUCCAGGAACAAACCGUCAUCUGAUCAUCAAGGAAACAGAGAUUGCUUAUUUAACAAAGACACACCUUCAUUACAUAAAUACGGAAACCCAGGACAGUGAACUAAUAUAUGUCAUAACAUCUCCCCCAUUCUUCUCCUUUGCACAUUACCACACAGAUGCUGGAAAAUUAUUCAUGGUAGAGAGUAUUCCUAAGCUUAUCAAGGAUCCUUCUAUUCCAUCACUAAGAUCAUUCACUCAGCACGCCAUAAACCACAUGAAAAUUGCCUAUGUGCCACCCAUGGAAGAUAUUGGUCCUGAACUUCAACACAUCCAGUUCACAUUUUCCAUCAGCAAUCAACAUGGGGGAACUUUGUAUGGCAACUGUUUUAACAUUACUGUUCUUCCAGUGGACAAUCAGUCUCCAGAGGUGCUUACACACAACUUGAAAGUGGAAGAAGGGGGCCAGAGCACCAUUACCAAAGGCCAUAUUUUGAUUUCAGAUGUGGACACCAAACUGGAAAACAUACGUAUACAUCUCCUUAAGCUUCCUCUUCAUGGGACUGUUGAAUUAAAUGAGAAUCCUAUGAAUCAAAGAGAUUGGCUGACAUGUGAAGAUUUACAGAUGUCCAAAGUCAGGUACCAUCAUAAUGGUUCAGAGUUUCCACAGGAUCAUAUUCUUUUUGAGGCUACAGAUGGCAUCAAUUCCUUUGAAUUCAUCCUCCAUGUGAAGGUAAUUUCUGUAAAUGAUGAGCCCCCGGUGAUGAAUGCUGACCUCAUUCCCUUCAUGCAGUGUCCAGAAGGACAGGCAGUGCCCAUCACUUCAGAGCACCUCUAUGCAACUGAUAAAGAUAGUGAAGACAUGCAUCUGAUGUUCAUGGUUGCGCGACCUUCUAAGUAUGGGGUUGUGAAGAGAGGCGGACUGGUGAUAGAUCGCUUCCUCCAAGCUGAUGUUGUUUCUGGAACAGUGACAUAUGAACAUACAAGUGGCGAGAUUGGCCUAGCUCUUAUCUUUGAUGUUCUUACCUUUAUUGUGUUGGAUGAUGAAAUUGAUCCUGAUGUAAAGGCCUGUUGUGACGAUAAAGCUUCGUUUUUUCCUCUUCCAUAUCAUAAAUCCUUUCCAGUAUAUGAUAUUAAUAUCACAAUAUUUCCAGUUGACAACCAGCCACCAUCCAUUGCCACCGGACUUGUGUUUGCUGUGCAGGAAGGUGCCUCAGCCGCUAUCACAAGCGAACACUUGUAUGCCACUGAUCUUGACACCAAUGCAGAUGACUUACAGUUUGUUUUAACAUCCCCUCCCCAGUUUGGGUACAUAGAAAAUAUAUUACCAUCGCCUGGUUUUGAGAAAAGUAAUGCAGGGAUAAGUAUAGCUUCAUUUCACAUGGAAAAUGUGAGGAAGAUGCAUAUUAACUAUGUUCAGACCAGGCACAAGAGAAUUGAACCAACUACAGACCAAUUUAUGCUAUACGUCACUGAUGGGAAGCAUCGUUCAGUGGAGGCACCCUUUUAUGUCUUAAUUAACCCAACCAAUGAUGAAGAACCAGAAUUCAUGGCAAGGAAUUUUACAGUGCAAGAGGGACAGAUGAAGGAGUUGGAUCCAUCAAUAAUCAAUGCUGUUGAUUUGGAUGUACCAGAAGAUAUCCUCAUGUUUACUGUCCUUCAACAGCCCCACCAUGGGUUUCUUGUUAAGGGAGUUUAUGGCAACAAUAUUUUCCAUUAUAGGCAGGCAAUUAUUGGUCAACACUAUCAUGAAAUUCAGGUGGAUAGUUUCUCCAUAGAGAUUUUAAAAAAUGGAUUGAAGCUUGUGUAUCUACAUGAUGACUCUGACAGCUUAGCUGAUGACUUUUCAAUCCAGCUGUCGGAUGGGAAACAUAAAGUGUCAAAAGCCAUUUCAGUUAAGGUUAUCCCAGUUAAUGAUGAGAAACCGGUGCUCCGCAGAAAGGGUAAGAUAGAGGUGAAUAUGGGGGAAGCACAGAUAAUAUCUAGUGCUGUUUUGUCAGCUGAAGAUAAAGAUACUCCUCGGGAACAAAUUUAUUAUCUAUUUGAGAGAGUUCCAGAAAAUGGACAUCUUCAGCUCAAGGUAGGUCAUGAUUGGGUGACAUUGUACAAAGGAAUGAAUUGCACCCAGGAGAAUAUAGACGUGAAUGCUGUGAGGUAUAUACACACUGGAACUCUUGGAUCAAACAAUGAAGACAGCUUCUCCUUUCAUCUUUGGGAUGGAAGCAACAGAUCUCCAGAAAUGGUUUUUCCUGUUGCUAUUAAGGGUGUGGAAAAGGGAAACAUUGCAAUGUUUAUGAGACCUCUCACUGUGUUGAUGGGUGACAAAGGUCUCCUGAUGACUGAUGUCCUCCUUGCGGUUGAUGGUACCAAGAAGCCAGAGGAGCUACACUAUGUGAUUACUUCUCCACCACAGUAUGGACAGAUAGAAUAUGUCAGCUAUCCUGGAAUCCCCAUUACAAGUUUCAGCCAAAUGGAUAUAGCAGGGCAGAAAGUCUGCUAUGUCCACAGUAAUAAAGCAUCUUCCUCUAAAGAUGCAUUCAGAUUCAUCAUCAGCAAUGGGCUAAGAACUAAACAUGGAGAAUUUGAGAUCAUCUUGGAGACAGUGGAUCAAGCUUUACCCAGCGUGGUCAAGAACAAGGGCCUGAGACUGUUUGAAGGCAGCACGGCAGUUCUUUCUCCAGAUAUUCUCCAACUUUCAGACCCAGAUACACCACCACAAAAUCUUUCUUUUCUCCUAACACAGUUCCCACAAUACGGUCAACUCUAUAACAGGGAAACUGGAUUAUGGCAGCAAAACUUCAGCCAACAAGAUGUGGACAAUCUGAAUGUAGCCUACAGACAUGGAGGAGGUGGUUCUCAGAUGGACAGGUUUUCAUUUAUGGCAACAGAUGGAGUAAAUCAAGGAUUUCUUGUAAACAACAAGCUGCAAGUAGACCCCUUACCAUUUAUUAUUCAGGUGGAUAGUCCAGCAAACACAGCCCCAGAAAUUAUUCAUCUUCAUGCAGUUUCAGAUGUGGAACUUUUGCACAAUGGCAACUAUGGAAUUUACAUUACAACGCGGUCCUUGAAAGCAUCAGAUUGUGAUACUGAAGAUGAUCAAAUUGUUUUUAAAAUUGUACGAGGACCUCAGUAUGGUUACUUGCAAAAUAUAACAACAGGAGAAAUUAUUCAAGAACAAUUCAACCAGAAAGAUUUAAAUAGCAAAAUAAUAUUUUAUGUCAUUGAUCCUUACUGGGAGGAGAAUUCAGAUGAUCUGGAAUUUCAGGUUACGGAUCCUGAAGGACAUACUGCCCUCCCCCAAAUGUUAGAACUAAAAUGGUCUAAAAUUGAACUGCAGCAAGAUGCGUAUGAAAUGUGUGAAAACGAGGAGGUGCUAUCUUUAAAAAUCACCCGAUCAGGAUACAAGGGAGAUUCUGCUUUUGUGGCAAUGAAGGUUAAUGAAAUGACUGCUUUAUCAGGAAAGGAUUUCAUCCUUCCUCCUUCCAGACUUAUUCAGUUUGAUCCAGGAAUGUCAACCAAGAUGUGGAAUAUAGCAAUUACCUAUGAUGGAUUAGAGGAAGAGGAUGAGGUCUUUGAAGUGGCUCUGAUCUCCCCUGUGAAUGCUGUUCUUGGCACUCGGACAAAAGCUAUAGUGAGAAUUUUGGACUCGGAAGGAGGUCAGUGCAAUUCAUUCCGUUCCACAAGCCAAAAUAUUCAGAACUUAUGGAUGAAAGAAAGACCACUUCCAGGUUCUCCUUCAUCUUCCAAACACAGCAGUGUUAAUUUGGAAGGAAUCCUGCUGCCCCAUUCCAAAGAGAUGAUAGCACAGAGACCGGAUAAGCCAUCCAAAUUCAGCUCAGUGAAUCUUGCAAGGAACCAGCUACGGGUCAUCGGAAAUGGCAAAAUAAUUCAUCCCUCUUUUAUUUUUCGAAAUGGCACAGAUGAGUUUUUCAAAUACCAUGGGAUGACAGGGUUAAAAGUAGAUAAGGACAAUUCUUUGCCUAGAAAAACCAAGAUGGGACCUGUAUCUUUAAGAAGCCAAAAAAACCCAAGAAAAAAUGUAGCUUCCACCAAGAAAAUGGAAGUUCUUCAAGCAGACUCCAGCAUUCUGGUUGACAGCCUUUCAUUUCCAAAUAGAUGCACACCAAAUUUGAAGGGUUUCUUGUAUUUUGAAGAAAACAUACAGAAGAUGUUUCUGUGCAAUGGUACUGCCUGGACAUUAUGGAACUACACAGACAAGGAUAUUAAAAUGAAAACUUGUCAGUCAGGAUGGACCUAUCAUGAUGGAAGAUGCUAUAUCCUAAUCAUUGAGCCAAAAACCACAUGGGCGAUUGCUGCCCAAGCUUGCAAGACACGGUUCCAUGGCCAUUUAGUAAACGUGGCUUCCAAAUCACACAUGCGCUGGCUCUGGAACUUCAGUGGAAAAAGGCCUUUUUGGAUAGGUUUGAAUGAUCAGCGAAACCCAGGUCAGCUAGAAUGGAGCAACAGGGAACGUGUUGUUUUCACAAACUGGAGAAGAGGCCCACCUCAUCUUUCAAAGCAAAGGAGGAACUGCAUUUUAGCACAACAGCAAGGAAAAUGGCAAAGAAAAGACUGCAGGAAGGGCAAAGCUUACAGUUAUAUAUGUUCCACAAAGCUGUAAACAAAA
This is a messenger RNA of Ahaetulla prasina, 6900 nucleotides long. RefSeq names its product FRAS1 related extracellular matrix 1 (gene FREM1). NCBI's taxonomy places the organism in Eukaryota, Metazoa, Chordata, Lepidosauria, Squamata, Colubridae. The record is from RefSeq and is a predicted model, not a curated record. Gene Ontology annotation, biological process: cell communication. Gene Ontology annotation, cellular component: membrane. The coding region runs from base 424 to 6894 and encodes 2156 amino acids. The transcript is spliced from 37 exons.